Messenger RNA from Alternaria burnsii, 2277 nucleotides. RefSeq lists its product as uncharacterized. Gene Ontology annotation, cellular component: nucleus; ribosome. Gene Ontology annotation, biological process: regulatory ncRNA-mediated heterochromatin formation; translation. The transcript has 6 exons. The coding region runs from base 1 to 2277 and encodes 758 amino acids. NCBI's taxonomy places the organism in Eukaryota, Fungi, Ascomycota, Dothideomycetes, Pleosporales, Pleosporaceae. The record is from RefSeq and is a predicted model, not a curated record. Gene Ontology annotation, molecular function: structural constituent of ribosome; siRNA binding.
AUGUCUCAAUUCCGCGCGGCCAAGCUCGACAUUGGAUGCUUCGCGAAGAUCCGCAAUAUCCGCGACCACACAAAGCGGAAGGUGUACUCUGAGAAUGAGCCCGAACGGCAAGCCCUCCGGUACAUUAUUCGCAAUACCACCCUCCCGCAGCGAGUCCGCGCGCAAGCCCAGCUUCAACUCUCACAGAUGCACUGCUACACACGCUACACACAGAUCAAGAACAGGUGUAUAAUGGGAGGCAAGGGCCGUGGUGUCUUUAGCGACUUUAGGAUGGGAAGAUACCAAUUCCGAGUAAACGCCCUCGCUGGAAACCUACCGGGUGUGAAGAAAGCAAGCUGCGCCUAUACCACUAUGUUCCGCCGUAAAGAGAAUGCCCUGGAGCCAGACCCGUCUUUCCCAGCAAAUCUCAAGGAACUCGGCUUCUUUAUCAACAGCUCAGGCGAUAUCCGCAUGAUCAAUGCGCCUGAAAAGCCCUACGUCUACCACGCCACAAAUAAUGACCGAGUCAAUGAGGUCCGCCCCUGUCAACGCAAGGAAGUGGAACAGCGUCUGUCUUACCUUGGCCUCAAUUGUAUCCACCUUCCCGACUUCGCCAUGACCAAGCCCAACGGCCCGCAUGUACCUAUCCUUGCGCCGCUACCCGAGGUUCUCAAGACGCGUAAGCGCAUCAUCGUGCUGGUUAAUGACACCAUGCAGGAUCUGGGCAUCCUCGCAUAUCGGCAGCUGCAGCGAGAACUUGGUAUCAACGGCGGUUCGGUUGUGAAUUUUGUCAAAGAGAUGAUCAAACGCUCGUCUGCUGACAACGAUGCCGAAAAGGACGCAAGCAUCUUCAGAGACGGCUAUGUGCUCGAAGACAAGGCUACUACCCCCGCCUUGAUCGUAUUGAAUACGGGCCAGUUGCUCUACUCACACAAGUACGAUCAGGCCAUGACUUUGCGUAGUUGGUCUGCCAUGCCACGCAAGUCAGUCGCUCACGACAUGAUUCGCAUUCACGACGAGGAAAACCGUGUUCCAGGCCAUAGAGAUGCAAAGGAGCAUGUCAAGACAGUCUUCGACCAAGUCAUCUGCAAUCCUGAUCGUGUAUCGGCCGAUGCAGAAGUCUAUGUCAUCGCCAUUGAGGAUGGAACUGAGAGUGUUUUUAAGCUGCUGACCGACAACUUCGACAAGUACGGCACCCGUAUCACCGCCAUGGCAUUGGUCCAUUCCCUAGUUGACGAUUCGCAAGUCAAGGACCGACGAGUCCGCGACUUCCUCCAUCAGCGCGCCCGCCAGUGGAAAUUCAGCGACCUCACAUCAGAUCCCCAGCACUGUACAGAUCUACCCAACUCCUACGACCAACAUGCUGACCAAUGUGUCUCACCUAAAGACACUCCAUCUAUCAUGCACUCAACCAAGCACAUAUCCUGGCACGAAUCCAUCUCCACAGGUGCCGUUCCAGUCCUAACAAAAGCCCUCAAUCGUCUCGCCGUUAGCAUCAUCCCCUCCGCCCACAGCACCACCAGAAAAGAAGAAAAUGAAGAGAAGAUUGCAGAAUGGUCCUCCGGUCAAGCAGUCAUUUGCCCCACCUUCGCGGGCGGCAACAACUCGGUCAGCGAAUGCAUCUUCACAUAUCCCCCCGUCCAACACGCCAUCCUCUCCUUCUUCCAAGACGUCGCCCAAGAUCCAUACCAUUACCGCAACCCACCCGGCCUAAAAACCUACACUGCAGCUCCACAACCCAGUCCUGAUCAUCCCCUUGCGCUUUCCCCUAUUAACAACAACGGUGACGACGACGACGAAAUAGGAAUAAAUUUCGGCGCCCCAACCCUACAGAUGACUCCCGAACAAGCUGAGCUAGAGGAAGCGCGUGAACGACUCGCCGGACUACGCGUAGCAUUCACUGCGUGUCCAGACGGAAUUUCAGAAUUAGUUCAAGGUCGCGCGAAGCUAGGGAAGAAGAUCAAGGUCAUGGAAACUCGGGUUGAAGAUCUAGAAAACAAGACCAAUAAGGCGCUGCUGCUCGGUGGUGGUGGUGGUGGCGGUGGUGACCCUGGUGGCUUGAUUGUUCCUGGGGGGGAAAGACAAGAGAAGGACCAGAAGAAGGGCGGUCAUUGGAAGAUUCAGGUUGAAGGGCCAAAGGUGCCAUUUGCGGGGACGACGGUGGAUAGCGAGUUGUUGAAGGCGGCGGGGUUGGUAGAGAGUGCGGAGGAGGGGUUGGGCUGGAGUGCUGAUGCUGGUGCUGUUCAAGGUCAGCAUGCUAGGGGUGGGCAUGGAGAUGAAGAAAAGGCCUUUGUCUGA